This is a messenger RNA of Chelonia mydas (Green sea turtle), 4430 nucleotides long. It is a transcript of the gene GPR135, whose product is annotated as G protein-coupled receptor 135. Gene Ontology annotation, biological process: G protein-coupled receptor signaling pathway. Gene Ontology annotation, molecular function: G protein-coupled receptor activity. Gene Ontology annotation, cellular component: membrane. NCBI's taxonomy places the organism in Eukaryota, Metazoa, Chordata, Testudines, Cheloniidae. Bases 144 to 1406 code for a protein of 420 amino acids. The transcript has a single exon. The record is from RefSeq and is a predicted model, not a curated record.
GCGGCUCCCCCGACACGGGCGGUGGGCGGCUCCGCGUCCCCGCAGCAGCCGGGACCCCAACCCCUUGGCCGGCCUCGGGCCGAGCCUGCGCCCCACGCCUGCCGCUCUCCCCGGGGCGGCGGGGACGGGGAUGCUCGCUGCUCAUGGAGCCGCCGUCGGCGAGCCCGGGGCUGCUGAGCGCCCUGUCCCGGGCGGGGGGCAAUGAGAGCGGCGGGGCGGCGGAGGAGGCGGGCUGGUCGGGCGCGGCGCUGGCCUCGCAGGCGCUGCUGCUGGCGCUGAUCUUCGCCCUCUCGGCGCUGGGCAACGGGGCCGUGGUGCUGGUGAUCGCCCGGCACCGGCAGCUGCGCACCGUCACCAACGCCUUCGUGCUGUCGCUGUCGCUCUCCGAGCUGCUGGGCGCGCUGCUCUGCCUGCCCCUCGCCUUCCUGCGCCUGCUCAGCCGCCCGCGCGGCGCCUGGCUCUCCGGCCAGCGCCUGUGCCUGGCCAGCGCCGCCCUGCACGCCGGCCUGGGCAUCGCCGCCACCCUCACCAUGGCGCUGCUUUCCUUCGACCGCUACUGCGCCAUCGUGCGCCAGCCGCGCCGCAAGAUGGGCCGCCGCCGCGCCGCCCAGCUGCUGGCCGCCGCCUGGCUGGCGGCGCUCGGCUUCGCCGCGCCCUGGUACCUGCUGGCCCAGGCGGCGGGCGCGGGCCACGGGGCCGGCGCGGGCCGCUGCACCUACGUGCUGCUGCCCUGGGGCUCGUCGCGGCUGGGCCCGCCCUACAGCGCGGCGCUGAUCGUGCUCUGCUACCUGCUGCCCUUCGCCCUCAUGUGCUUCUGCCACUACAACAUCUGCCGGGCCGUGCGCCUCUCCGAGAGCCGGGUGCGGCCGCUCACCACCUACGGCCACCUGCUGCGCUGCUACGGGGAGAUGCGCACCGCCACCACCGUGCUCAUCAUGAUCGUCUCCAUCAUCUGCUGCUGGGGGCCCUACUGCGUCCUGGGGCUGGCGGCCGCCGCCGGCCACCUGCCCUUCUCGCCCACCGUGGACGCCGUGGCCAGCUGGAUGGCCUGGGCCAACGGCGCCAUCAACCCGCUCGUCUACGCCGCCCGCAACCCCAACAUCGCCAUGCUGCUGGGCCGCAGCCGCGAGGGCGGCUACCGGACUAGGAACAACGUGGCCGCUUCCCUGGCCGCCCGGGGCCCGCGCCUGGAGGCCCGCGGCCGGGCCGAGCCAGGCUGGGAGCGCGGUGCCCAGCAGCGGCCCGGCGGCCACGCCGCCAGCACCCUCUCCUCCUCCAGCCCGGCCAGCGGCGGCGAGGUGGCCAUGUGGGCCUGCAAGAACCCGGCCGUGCUCUUCUGCCGCGACGCGCAGCCCGGCGCGGCCGCCCAGCCGCCCAAAUCCGACACGGCCGACACCAGCCUCUGACGGGGCCCGCUGGGGAAAGCUGCCUGGCCGCGAGCUGGCUCGGGCGGUGGCACGGGUGCCCACGGGAUGGCCUGGGAGACCUGCGGCUUGGGCCGUUGGAAACUCGGCUGCGCAAAGCGCUGGGUACUGGGGAGCAACGUGCAGGGGGCUGCCCUGGAUGAGCUAAUGGGUCUGCUCCAGUUCUUAAUGCCAGCGUGGGAGACAGAGGACGUACCCCGGGGCAGGUGCGCUGGCUCUCCCCAUUUCAGCAGGGGAUCAGAGAUGCCCGGGAGAGCUGCUGAAAUGAGCCCAGGACACAGCUGAAGAGAGGGAGGGUGGCAGUAAUCACCCCGUGACUAAAAGAAAAGGAGGACUUGUGGCACCUUAGAGACCAACCAAUUUAUUUGAGCAUAAGCUUUCGUGAGCUACAGCUCACUUCACCUAUGAGCUCAUCUCCCUUUAGCUAAAAAGUGCCCACAGGAAGUUAAGAACAACACGAGCCCCCUGACCCUUGGGAACUAUUAAGUGCCAAAAAAAAGUGUCUGAAAGCUGAGUAUUGCCAGCUCAAAGACACACAAAACGUAUCACACUGUGAAAACCACAGCUUUGCAGGAGACAAUUGCUUUAACACAUUACAUGUGGAAAUACACCAAGUCUCAGACUAGGACAGACUGAAAACCUUGAGGUUCAUUUUUAAAUCCCAAACAUAAGAAAAAUCCCAUUCAGAGCUCUCCAGAUUUAAAGAAAACAUGCAAGGUUAGCGGGGAGAAGAAUGAAACUUGAAGCCCCAUGAAAUCUGUGAUAUUUCAGUAUAUACAUUCAGUGUGAGAAGUAUUUCAAAUGGGGAAAAUUCCCAGAAAUGGGAGAUCAGUACUGUAUUCUGAUCCAGACAAAAUUGAAGAAAAGAUAAAAUAUGGGUUUGGAAUAGAUGCGGCAUCAUUCAGUUUGUAGACUUUUGAAUUUCCUCUUGGAGAUGGACAAAACUGUCUAAUUUCAUUUAACAUCCUUUGAAUAGAUUUAUAUGAGCCCCUAGGGAGAGGUAGGUAUUCUGUUGAAGGAGAGAAAAAGCAAUGUGAUGAGUCUAGUUUGUGUUUCGGGGUGCACAUUACCUGCUCACUGCAUUACUCAGUUGACCUAUUAGAAUUUAACGAUAUUUGGAAAACAGCUUUGAUUGCCAGUACUGAUAUCAUAUAAAAACAAAAAGAGCACAAAUCAAUAUGUUGAAACCAACUCACAUGAAAUGCUGCUGCACAGCCAAUCCUCAACUUGGGAUUUAUGAAUUUAUUUUUCCUCAGAGGUUCAGGAUCUCAAGCCUUAAAUUAAUACUUUUAAUUGGAAAUGAGAUUCAGCUGUUCUGUUACCUUCACUAAAUUUAAAUGUGAAGAAAUAGUAUUUUUUCUUGUACAGUAUUUAAAUUAUAAUGUUUUAUCGGAUUUUUCAACUGUUUGUGACUCCAGUGGGUAUAUAUCAUUCUUUUGUAAAUGAGACAAGAAAUAAAUUGUCUUUUAUGCAAGAGAUUAAAAUGUUUCUGCUUUUUAUCAUCCAAAAGCUAAAUAUGAAAGGACAAAGGGGUGGCAAAAUUGCCACGAUAACAAUGGGGAGAAAUUUAAUGGUAGAUAAAAAUUUUAAAAUCUUGAUAAUUUGUCAUGCUUUCAUAAUUACUAUACUUUUCUAGUUAGGGCUCCAUCAUGCCCCUUCUUAAAUCAGUGUGAGAAAGAUUUGACCCUUAAAGACAGUCUCAAUACUAACAUUUGCACAUACAUGGUUUGAACCUGCAACCAAUACUACAUAUAGUGUUUGUGAUAUAAAGGGCCCGUCCCCUAGGGACUGGAAUGAGACUACCACUGCAUUUCACAAAGGCCAGUAAACAAACAGCUUAGGGAUAGAAAAGUUUUUUAUUGCUUGUAGUUUUGCUUCUCUGGCCUGCCCAGCCUUAGAUUGCUACAGAAUUAAUUGGGCGUUACAUGUCUUUUUUUUUUUUUUAAAGUCUUUGCUAAGAUUUCAUUAUUUAUUUUACUCUGUAUACUUUUGUAUUGGUUUAUAUAAUUUUAUUUAUUUGGAUUUAUACACUCUAAACAGGCACCUAUCCAUAUGCUCUAGCUACAUUACUUUAUUAUAAAAGUACCUACAUGCUAUAAAACUACAGAGAUAAUAGGAAUGUGUAAGAUACGUGAUUUCAGAAUGCUAUUUAUCAGUUUUUCACCAUCAUUUAAUUUAUUAUAAUUGCAAACAUGCAAGCAGGUGUGGUUUGUGUGUCCCUCAACAGACAGCAUCUCCAGCAUUGUGCUCGAGAGCUGGUUCAGUACUGGCUUAAGUUGCAUCUACUCUUGAGACAUUGAACAUCCCUUAGCAAGUUUGUGCCAGAGUAGGGGUAUUAACUCAAGUAACCUGAUCAAAUUCCAGCUCAAAAAAUUACCUUCCACAUUCCUAAAACAUCCCCUGAACUUUCAACUGAAUAGAAUAUUCUUUACCUUCCUAUCUGAAAUCUUGUUGCUGAGUGCUGUUAAACCAUUUCAGACGUAGAUGUUUUGAUCUCAGUGUUCUUUUCCUAUCUGUUUAAGGUCCCAGUCCUGUAACCCUUUCACACACAAAUAGUUUCACAUCAAUGGGGAGCACCUGUGUGACUAAGGAUUAUAGAAUCAGGCCAUUAAAGUUUGUAAAACACGAUGAAAGACUGUAUAAAAAAGCUUCAGGUGGGAGCUAGAGGGUAGUAAAGUUAAAUAAGCAUGGCCAAGAUAGUUCCUCUUAAUUAAAUUACUAAAUAUCUAUACAUUUAAGCUGUGUCUAUAAAUUGCUUCUUGAUUGUUUAAUUGAUUCCACAUAGAUAGGCUAAUAGUCUUCAUAACACUUCAUCACCACAUCAAAUUUGUGAAUUAAUUUUGCCAUGUUUGAUCUUAAUAUGCAGCUAAAAGACCCCCCAAAAAGUAUAUUAGCGCGUACAAAUUCUGGAAAGAAGAGGGUAGAAUUCACCACAGCACAGAUGUAUCAAUUCAAACAUUUUUUAAUGUAUGCAUAACUAUUAUUAUUAUCCCAAUUUUCCCUUGA